This is a messenger RNA of Polyodon spathula (Mississippi paddlefish), 1165 nucleotides long. Its product is annotated as CB1 cannabinoid receptor-interacting protein 1-like. The transcript is spliced from 3 exons. Gene Ontology annotation, molecular function: type 1 cannabinoid receptor binding. The record is from RefSeq and is a predicted model, not a curated record. Gene Ontology annotation, biological process: negative regulation of signaling receptor activity. The coding region runs from base 73 to 561 and encodes 162 amino acids. Gene Ontology annotation, cellular component: plasma membrane. Lineage: Eukaryota; Metazoa; Chordata; Actinopteri; Acipenseriformes; Polyodontidae.
GCCCUUAAGCUCACAGUCUCUCAAGCAAGGAAGCUAGAUCAAACACCUACACUAGGCCUACCUUAAAUUACAAUGGGUGACAUUCCGCAAUUAAUAAAAAUCGGAGUUUCUCUGAAAAUACAACCUAACAACGGCCCAGUAUUUUUUAAAGUAGACGGGCAGAGAUUCGGUCAGAAUAGGACAAUAAAAUUACUAACGGGAUCUAAGUACAACAUCGAAGUGGUUGUGAAGCCCGGAGCAAUUACAGCACUAACAAUGGGUAUAGGUGGAGUGAACUUCCCCUUGGAGCAGACAUCUAAAGACCCUCAAGUUGUCACUUACACUGGAAUCUAUGACACCGAAGGAGUGCCCCAUACCAAAAGUGGGGAGAGACAGCCUGUGCAAAUGAAUAUACAGUUCAAUGAGGUUGGCACUUUUGAGACCGUUUGGCAAGUCAAGUACUACAACUACCACAAGAGGGAUCACUGUCAGUGGGGGAACAGCUUCAGCAGCAUUGAGUACGAAUGUAAACCCAACGAGACACGCAGUCUCAUGUGGAUCAACAAGGAGAUGUUUCAUUGAGGUUCAACAGCAACAGUAAAAGUUGGACAAUAUCUGAGGACUCUUGAAUAUCAACCAGUAGGCAUGCAUAUCAAACAACAUCUUAGUAGAAUAGUCACUCGUUGUAGUAUUUCAAAGUGUCCCCAAUGUGGUCAUGUGGAUCUGAGGUAUGUUUGUCGAAAAUAAAGUGUGGAUACCGUGUUUGACAUAAUAGUGAUUCCAAUUCCACUAACUUGUGUUGGUAAACUUUGUGCACAAUUACUGUAAUUUGAUCCAUCUACCUCUGGUUGGGACAAGCAGAAUCAAAUCUAAUAAAAAAAAAAAAUGUUUACAACAUUUGCAUAGAUAAUAUCAGCCAACUUUGUACCUAUUUAUUUUAUUAUUUGUAAUUAUUGCCAUAUCUUAUUUGUCUGUGUUUUCUUUUCAGUUACUUAUGGAAAUUAAGCAUCAUAUGGUAAAUAUGCUUGAUAUUGUUUUGUAAAAAGAAUAUAGUAUUAUGUGUUAUUUUGUAACGUUUAACUGUUUUGAAUAAUAGAUGAAUGACAUGAAAUACGAAAUGUGCUGAAAUCCUUCAGAUAAUGAUAUGCAAUAAACUCAAUAAAACAGCCUUCAUAGUAAAUGUUGU